Messenger RNA from Entelurus aequoreus (snake pipefish), 486 nucleotides. RefSeq names its product elongation factor Tu-like. The coding region runs from base 1 to 486 and encodes 161 amino acids. Gene Ontology annotation, molecular function: GTPase activity; translation elongation factor activity; GTP binding. The record is from RefSeq and is a predicted model, not a curated record. Gene Ontology annotation, biological process: translational elongation. The transcript is spliced from 3 exons. NCBI's taxonomy places the organism in Eukaryota, Metazoa, Chordata, Actinopteri, Syngnathiformes, Syngnathidae.
AUGGAGAAGAAAAAAGAAAAAGAAAAAUUUAUUAGAACAAAAAUACAUUCAAAUAUUGGGACAAUAGGCCAUGUAGACCAUGGCAAAACAACUUUAACUGCAGCGAUAACUUAUGCUCUGUCUUUAAAAGGUUUAGGAGAUUUUAAAGAUUAUGAAGCAAUAGAUAAAAGCCCUGAGGAGCGUAGACGUAGAAUAACUAUAAAUACGACACAUGUCGAAUAUGAAACAAAUAAGAGACAUUACAGUCAUAUAGAUUGCCCAGGGCAUCAAGAUUACAUUAAAAAUAUGAUUACAGGAGCAAGCCAAAUGGAAGGUGCUAUUUUAGUGGUAUCAGCACCAGAUGAUACACAAAUGGUUUUACCUGGUGAUAAUGUUAUCAUUACAGUUGAGUUAGGUAAAUCUGUUGUUUUAACUAAUGGUGUUCGUUUUGUUAUACGUGAAGGUAAAUUAACAAUAGGUGCUGGUUUAAUUUUAGAGUUAUUAUAA